ACAUACAAAACAAAACAAAACGCACACUCUGCACCACAGCUCAUUAGCAUACCUCAUUGUUAAGCUUCAAGAAAUGAACUAAACAAUAAUAAAAAUAAGAAGAAGAUGAGCAUUAAUGGCGUGUCGUAUCAGUCUUAAGAUAACUUAAACUCUCUUCACAAAACCAAAUACCAAAGCAAAGCUAAGUUAAAAAGCAAUUUGUUAUAGAGAAGCAAAAGCAACUGUGUCUAAAAGAACCAUUAAAUACAGUUUCAAGAAAGUAACUAACAAAGAGGAUUGAAAAAAAAAAAAAAAGAAGAAAAGAAUUCACAGUUUCAGGAAAAAAGAAAAUUAAGAAAUGGGAAGGAAAGAGAUUCUGGUGGUGUUCUUUUUUAGUGUUGUUCUUGCAGAGACAUCGUUUGCUGCUAAUGUGACUUAUGAUCAUAGAGCUCUGUUGAUCGAUGGCAAACGCCGAGUUUUGAUCUCUGGUUCCAUUCAUUAUCCUCGUAGCACUCCUGAGAUGUGGCCAGGUCUUAUACAGAAAUCAAAAGAUGGAGGUCUUGAUGUUAUUGAGACUUAUGUAUUCUGGAAUGGACAUGAACCAGUUCGUAACCAGUAUAAUUUUGAAGGAAGAUAUGACCUAGUGAAAUUUGUGAAGUUAGUAGCAGAAGCUGGACUUUAUGUUCAUAUUCGAAUCGGCCCAUAUGUUUGUGCAGAAUGGAAUUAUGGUGGUUUUCCUCUUUGGCUGCAUUUUAUACCCGGAAUCAAGUUUCGAACUGAUAAUGAACCAUUCAAGGCUGAAAUGCAGCGAUUCACGGCUAAGAUUGUGGACAUGAUGAAGCAGGAGAAGCUUUAUGCAUCUCAAGGAGGACCCAUCAUUUUAUCACAGAUUGAAAAUGAGUAUGGAAACAUUGAUUCAGCUUUUGGACCUGCUGCUAAAACCUAUAUCAAUUGGGCAGCAGGCAUGGCCAUAUCUUUGGACACUGGAGUGCCCUGGGUCAUGUGCCAGCAAGCGGAUGCCCCUGAUCCUGUUAUAAAUACCUGCAAUGGAUUCUACUGUGACCAAUUUACCCCAAAUUCUAAAAACAAACCCAAAAUGUGGACAGAGAACUGGAGUGGAUGGUUUCAAUCCUUUGGUGGUGCUGUUCCCUACAGACCAGUUGAAGACCUUGCAUUUGCCGUAGCAAGAUUUUACCAGCUAAGUGGAACUUUCCAAAACUAUUAUAUGUACCAUGGUGGGACUAACUUUGGCCGGACUACUGGUGGACCCUUCAUCUCUACAAGUUAUGAUUAUGAUGCCCCUCUUGAUGAAUAUGGACUUCUUAGACAACCUAAGUGGGGUCACUUGAAAGAUGUGCAUAAGGCCAUAAAACUCUGCGAGGAAGCACUAAUAGCCACUGAUCCAACAACUACUUCUCUAGGUUCUAACUUGGAGGCAACAGUUUAUAAAACAGGAUCACUAUGUGCUGCUUUUCUUGCCAACAUUGCCACCACUGACAAAACUGUAACCUUCAAUGGCAAUUCAUAUAAUUUGCCUGCAUGGUCUGUGAGCAUCUUACCAGACUGCAAGAAUGUAGCUCUCAAUACUGCAAAGAUUAACUCAGUGACUAUAGUUCCAAGCUUCGCCCGUCAAUCUCUGGUUGGUGAUGUUGAUUCCUCCAAGGCAAUUGGCUCUGGUUGGAGUUGGAUAAAUGAACCAGUAGGUAUCUCAAAGAAUGAUGCAUUUGUGAAAUCUGGACUACUGGAGCAAAUAAAUACUACAGCUGAUAAGAGUGACUACUUAUGGUACUCAUUGAGCACUAAUAUUAAAGGUGAUGAGCCCUUCCUCGAAGAUGGAUCUCAAACUGUUCUUCAUGUGGAAUCACUUGGCCAUGCCCUUCAUGCUUUUAUUAACGGAAAGCUUGCAGGUAGUGGAACAGGCAAGAGUAGCAAUGCAAAGGUUACAGUAGAUAUUCCCAUUACACUCACACCUGGAAAGAAUACAAUUGAUCUCCUAAGUUUGACUGUUGGACUUCAGAAUUAUGGAGCUUUUUAUGAGUUGACUGGCGCCGGGAUCACCGGUCCAGUAAAGCUGAAAGCACAAAAUGGCAAUACUGUUGAUCUCUCUUCACAGCAAUGGACGUACCAGAUUGGACUUAAAGGCGAAGAUUCAGGUAUCUCCAGUGGAAGUUCUUCAGAAUGGGUUUCACAGCCUACCCUGCCUAAGAAUCAGCCUUUGAUAUGGUACAAGACCAGUUUCGAUGCACCCGCCGGUAAUGAUCCCGUUGCAAUUGAUUUCACUGGAAUGGGAAAGGGUGAGGCCUGGGUGAAUGGACAAAGUAUUGGACGAUAUUGGCCAACUAAUGUGUCUCCAAGUAGCGGAUGCGCCGACUCUUGCAAUUACAGGGGAGGUUAUAGUUCAAACAAAUGCCUGAAGAACUGCGGAAAGCCUUCUCAGACAUUCUACCAUAUACCUCGUUCUUGGAUCAAAUCAAGCAGAAACAUUCUUGUGUUGCUUGAAGAAAUUGGUGGGGAUCCAACACAAAUAGCUUUUGCUACAAGACAGGUUGGAAGUUUGUGUUCUCAUGUGUCGGAAUCCCACCCACAACCUGUAGAUAUGUGGAACACAGAUUCAGAAGGAGGAAAAAGAUCAGGACCUGUACUAUCAUUACAGUGCCCACACCCAGAUAAGGUCAUUUCUUCAAUCAAGUUUGCAAGCUUUGGAACCCCACAUGGCAGUUGUGGAAGUUAUAGCCAUGGCAAAUGUAGCAGCACAAGUGCUCUUUCCAUUGUACAGAAGGCUUGUGUUGGAUCAAAGAGUUGUAAUGUUGGAGUGUCGAUCAACACAUUUGGUGAUCCAUGCAGAGGAGUAAAGAAGAGUUUAGCAGUAGAAGCAUCCUGUACAUGACAUGGCUCAAAACACUCGCUCCGUGUGGGACAUAAACAAAGCAUUGUCCCCAAGUAAUUGGCAAUUUUAAUAAGCAUUUAUGGCUGAUAAUGAAAGAAAAGUAUACCAGAAAAAGGAAAAUUGUCAAAAUCCAACCCCCAUUGUUUUACUCUGCAUAAAGUAUUACUGCCUCUUUAAAAGUGCUCUAGUAAAUUGUGCAAUAGGGGAAAAAAAAUGUCUUGCUGCGCAAUGAAAAUAUUGAAAUUGCAAAACUAGGGGACGAUAAGAUAUUUGAGUUUUCUGCAAACUGUUGAAAACUCCAAACGGGUGCAAUUAUUUGUCAUUCUUAUUAUAUGGUUAUUUUCAAUCUCUAUGAUAUAUAUGUUUCUCA
Messenger RNA from Ricinus communis (castor bean), 3236 nucleotides. RefSeq names its product beta-galactosidase 8. The transcript has 19 exons. Gene Ontology annotation, molecular function: beta-galactosidase activity; carbohydrate binding. The record is from RefSeq and is a predicted model, not a curated record. Gene Ontology annotation, cellular component: vacuole; cell wall. Lineage: Eukaryota; Viridiplantae; Streptophyta; Magnoliopsida; Malpighiales; Euphorbiaceae. The coding region runs from base 338 to 2866 and encodes 842 amino acids. Gene Ontology annotation, biological process: carbohydrate metabolic process.